AACACAGACUAUUGCGCAUGUCAUUUCAGUUCAUUUGUCAAACACAAAGCGUCCAAUGGUCGAAAUCGAAAAACAAGGACAAUGGAUUUCUAUUCAUGUGAAUUUUAAACUGUAAAUUUAAUAGUUGUAUUCAGAAAAAUGAGUGGUACUAUCAUCGAGAAUCUAAGCGGGCGUAAAUUAGCCGUGCUCGUAUCGUUUUUGCUGCUAUGUCAACUGACAUGCUUCCUCAUAGGAGGAUUGGUCGCGCCCAUGCCAGCGAGUUUCCAAAAUAUACUCGCAACAGUGUGCAAAGAUACUUCUACAGUGAAAAAUGACACAACCAAGUGGUUCUAUAAUCGCGGCAAGGGUUCCUGCAAGACUGUCGACCUUGCUAAUUUGGAUCCGGAUAUUUCCGAAAUUGAUAUCGUGUUCGCGUUUCAAAUGCCGGUGCCGCGUGAAAGCAAGAUUCUCGAUUACUCGCGUUGGCAACAGAACUUGAUUGGAGUGCUACAAAUCGAUAUUGCGUACAAUUCGCAAAUGGAAGUAAAGCCUAGAAGUGUCGUAACGAUAGACGCACGACUGGCUUACCAAAACAAAGGGGACCCGGAAGAUGAGUGGAAACUAUACACGCAGUCUAUCGAAAAACGUCAUCUAGACUGUGACAUUGAUGUGAAAGCUGAUGGUUAUCUGCAUAACUGCGCACCAAUGCCACUUUUUGAACUUGGCUCAUUGUUUCACGACUACUACCUACUCAAUGUCAGACUCCCAGUUGAUGAACCUGACAUGAACACCAAUUUAGGACAUAUUCAAGAUAUGUGGCUGACCGUCAUCAACCAAAAUGGAGGCUUCACUAAAGUUUGGGUGUCACUGAAAACAGUUUUCUUCCCUUGUAUUGUAGCAAUACUUGUUUGGUUUUGGAGAAGGAUACACAUGUUGGAACGCAAGCCAGUGUUGCUUGAGAAGAUGCUAUUGAGCUUAGGAAUUGCAGUUUGUGUUCUAAAUAUGCCAUUGGAGUACCUAACAUUACAUUAUGACCUACCAUUCAUGCUUUUACUGGGAGAUAUGAGGCAGGGCAUAUUUUAUGCAAUGUUGUUUUCAUUCUGGCUCGUUUUUGCUGGAGAACACAUGCUAAUUCAAGAAGCUUCGGCACAAAGCUCUCUGAAGCAAUAUUGGCGUCAUCUUAGCGCUGUUGCUAUUGGAUGUACAUCUUUAUUUAUUUUUGAUAUGUGUGAAAGAGGAGUACAACUGCGAAAUCCUUUCUAUUCUAUAUGGGUGACUGAUAUUGGCACUAAUCUUGCUCUUACGUUUAUAAUAUUGGCUGGAAUAUGCACUGGAGUGUAUUUCUUGUUCUUGUGCUACCUAGUGUGGCAAGUUUUCAAAAAUAUCUCCCAAAAGCGCCAGUCUCUACCAACAAUGAGCUCAGUGAGGCGUUUGCAUUAUGAAGGAAUCAUAUAUCGUUUCAAAUUCUUGAUGUUGGCCACACUGCUGUGCGCUGCUUUGACUGUCAUUGGGUUUAUACUGGGACAAGUGGCCGAGGGGCAGUGGAAAUGGGACGAGAACAUCAAAUUGGAGUACACAUCUGCAUUUUUCACUGGUGUUUAUGGAAUGUGGAAUAUUUACAUCUUUGCGCUGUUGGUGUUGUACGCACCGAGUCACAAGCACUGGCCAGUAAAUGAAAACACUUCAGACACCCAGAAUUUGAGCGAGGAGAUUGAAUUCAACCGUUUGCCGACCGAAAGGAGUGAGAUAUCGUCAUUGAUGUCAUUCAUAAGGAAACCUACAACAGACUAGAUUUUCAGUUGUACUUUUGAAACAUCCAUUAGAAUUUUACAAAAAUUGUAUUAUGUAUAUGUAAUCAACAGUCAAUACGACCAUAAUAUUAGUAGAGUACAGAAUAAAGCCCAAAUAAAAAAAUAAAACCAACACUGGCAUGGACACAAACAAAAAAAAAUAAUAGAGUACAUUGAACAUCUUUUUUGUGAACCCAGAGCAGGAACAAACAUUACACUCAAAUAUUUGAUAGGAAGUUCCAUAGUAGGAUGUAACAUUGUAGUCACACAGCAAUAAUGUUUUAGUACUAAGUGUAAACCUUUUAUAAAUCUUUUAUUUAUUGUAACUCGAUAAGAUUAAUUAUUGAAAUAAUCUCGAAUAUUUUGUGAUAUAAGUUUCAUUUCAUAGCAGUAUAUUUUUAUAAAAUUCCCAUUGUAUGCUAGUUGAGUCUGAAUCAUCUAGAACUGGUUUUAUGACCUUGACGCUCGAUUUAGCCGUGCUUCCAAAUUAAGCAUUCUAGGAUAUAAAUUGCCAAUUCCUUACUUAUAAUUUCUGUGAUAGAUUUUGAACUAUGCAUUUAUCUUCAGUAUUUUAAAUUGCUUUUUUGCGAAAGUGUUGCCAGUAUUUGCAUGUUAUUUGUAAGUUUUAAUUAUUGUAGUUUUAUAAUGUAGCCCAGUGGGAUUUGUACGCGAUAAAAUAAAUAAAAUUAUUUAAAUUGGAA
Messenger RNA from Plodia interpunctella (Indianmeal moth), 2470 nucleotides. It is a transcript of the gene wls, whose product is annotated as wntless. Gene Ontology annotation, cellular component: organelle membrane; endomembrane system. Gene Ontology annotation, biological process: intracellular protein transport; Wnt protein secretion; Wnt signaling pathway. The coding region runs from base 139 to 1770 and encodes 543 amino acids. The transcript has a single exon. The record is from RefSeq and is a predicted model, not a curated record. Gene Ontology annotation, molecular function: Wnt-protein binding. NCBI's taxonomy places the organism in Eukaryota, Metazoa, Arthropoda, Insecta, Lepidoptera, Pyralidae.